Phytophthora sojae is the source of this 207-nucleotide messenger RNA. RefSeq lists its product as hypothetical. The transcript has a single exon. The record is from RefSeq and is a predicted model, not a curated record. The annotation marks the transcript as partial. Lineage: Eukaryota; Oomycota; Peronosporomycetes; Peronosporales; Peronosporaceae.
CUGGCUGUCUACCGACUCGGGUGUUAUCCCGAGGAACGCGCGCAAGUACUCAACAUUUAUUGUCAGCGCACGUCGUUGUUGCGCGUUAUCGUGCUAUGCGCUAUCACUCCAGUCCCCGCUUUCGUACUUGCUAUAAUUUUGGAAAUUCUUCCACUGCGCGAUCCGUCUGAAGGCUGGAAAGCAAACUACGUGGUGUGGAUCAGGUUG